Molecule: messenger RNA, 2426 nt
Organism: Myodes glareolus (Bank vole)
Lineage: Eukaryota; Metazoa; Chordata; Mammalia; Rodentia; Cricetidae
Source: RefSeq, a predicted model, not a curated record
GUCACACCUGGGCAGGCGGCUGCCCCUCCUCCCUGGGUUGAGGAAGCAGGAAAGAGUGGUGCAGAGAGGCAGUGGGCAGCUCUGCCAGGCAGCGGUGGUCAGUGCCCGGCAAGAUGGGCUCUCUCUGGGGCUUAACUGUGCCUCUCCUUCUCUUCUGCUGGAAGGCUGGAGUCGCUACCAGCUCUGCAGGCCUGAGCAUCGGCAGUUCCGCUCCUGUGGUGACAAUGAACAACACUGAAGUGCCUGCCUUCACUCACACGGACAGGCCCAGUUCAGCGGGGGCUUUCCAGACCACUGACCUUAUACAGUACGUUUCUCUAGACGCUCAAACUCUGAGUGCUGAAACUGCUUCUAACACUUUAGCUGCCACCAGUACCAGUUCAGAGGUCAACUCCGGGGACACUCAGACCAUCUCUCCUGCAGCAGAAACAGGGAUGACACAGACCACCUGUACUGCAGCAUCGGCCCUGGAUAUUCAGAUCACCUCCACUACAGCGUCAGCUCUGGAGACCCAGACCUCUUCCCUUGCAGCAUUUAGCAUAGAUACUCAGGCUUCCUUCCCUGCAGCAUCAUCCCUGGACACCCAGACCACUUCUGCACCAUCAACACUGGACACCCAGACCACUUCUGCACCGUCAUCCCUGGACACCCAGGCCACUUCUGCACCGUCAUCCCCGGACACACAGACCACUUCUGCACCGUCAUCCCUGGACACACAGACCACUUCUGCACCGUCAUCCCCGGACACACAGACCACUUCUGCAGCAUCAACCCUUGACACCCAGACCACCUCCCCUGCAACAUCAACCACCCAGACCACUUCUGCACCAUCAUCCCUGGACACCCAGACCACUUUCCCCACAACAGGCACCCUAGAGAACCAGUUCAUCUUUCCUGUUGAAUUGACCCUAAACACCCAGAGUAUUUCCCCAGUAACAGAGACCAGAACUCUUGCAAUAAAAAUGCCUUCCGACUUCACAGUUGUGCACCCCAAGCCUACAGAUACUUCAGCUACAAGUGGCAGCCCCAAAGUAGAAAUGAGCAGUGCCAAGACAGGCACAGUGAGUGACCCCGUAGAUGCUAUCUUUGACACCCUUUGUACGGAUGACAGCUCUGAAGAGACUCGGAAGAUCACAGUUGACCUCUUGACCUUGGCGCACACCUCCACAGAAGCUGAACACCUGUCCUCGGAGAGCGGCUCCACCUUGGACAACUCAGGUAGGGUCCUCACCAGCCCACAGGUCCUGGGAGCCGACACUGUACCUCCAACCAAGGACUUGGUUGCUUUCAGCAUCACCCUUAGUAAGCUCAGCACCUGCAUCACAGAGAUAGAAACACCUGCCAUCAUCCCUGGGACCUCAGACACAACCCACAGCCCUACAGGGGCCUUGUCAACUUCCGAGACACUAACUUCACCUCAAUCCCCUGAGGCAAAUCCACUUAGCCCCAAGACCACAAGCUCAGCUGGGACUCUGUGGACAACUGGUACCUCAGCUCUUGUCACAACCCUUGAGGGCACACUCCCUACUAGUGACGUCAAAGAAAGAGAAACAACAGCGGCUCAGACUCCCACCUCUGGUGGUACUUUGGUGACAGUUAGUACGAGCCCACUGAAAGAGACCUCGGCACUCUCUAUUGAGACGCAAAGCCACACUGAGGUCUUGGGAACAAUUACAGUCCCCAGGGCUGCUGGAUCAACAAUGGCAGAAACAAUAUCCUUCUCUGGUUCCUCAACUUCAGACAGCAGUCCCUCAGCAGGGGCCACCACCAAGGGCUCUACCACCACAGAGACUUUAACCGCAGAUGAUAGAACCGGCAGCUCCUUCCUCGCAGGCAGUAGCUCUCUUCCUUUUGUCUAUUCAACGAUACCCAGCACCAGUAAAAACGCAAACAUCACCUUAGCCAAGACUACAGCAUCACCAGGGACCCCAGUGAUGCCUUCACCAUCUACACCCACUACUUUUUGGACAAGGAGAACCCCAAAACAUGAUCCAGGUGAAGAUGGCGGCUUCCUCCUUGUACGUGUGAGUGUGGCCUCCCCUGAGGACCUCACUGAGCCCAAAGCUGCAGAGAAGCUGAUGCACCAGCUCAGCUGUGAACUGCACACCCACAUGCCACUUGUCCAAGUGUCCUUACUGAGCAUCAGAAGGGGCUGAAGGAUGUUAGCUGCAACCAGGCACGCCCUCCAUGGAAGAAGAGUAAUGCUGCUUGUGGCCUGGGCUCCAAACCGACCAAAGCCAUGGUACUGUGCCGUGGACCCAGAUGGCACCCAUGAAGGUCAGCUGACUUGAGAGCCCUACCCCACACCUGACCACAAGGCAUUUGUCCACUCUGCCUGAGGGUGUGUGCAAGGGGAAAGGGCUGGCCUGUUUCCAGUGGUGUCCUUCACCUUCUCUGACUGGUAUUUCAGUAAAGAGAGAACUGAC